This is a messenger RNA of Pedinophyceae sp. YPF-701, 402 nucleotides long. The record is from the annotation of a GenBank genome assembly. Lineage: Eukaryota; Viridiplantae; Chlorophyta; Pedinophyceae.
AUGCGUCACGUCAUGUGGUUGUGCAAGGUAGUACCUGCCGUGUGUGUCGCGGCUCCUGAGGUAUCCGACGCACAUCCGCACCAGGAACCGGUCGUACAGCGCCUGCAGCUCCGCCUGCGUCUGCCCUGGCACCUCGUUCGACGCCCCGAUCAUGGAAAUCAGCGGAACGGUGAUGACGUUGGUGCCGUUGUGGAAGAGGCGCUCGUUGAUGAUGGUGAGGAGGGAGUUGAGGACCGCGCUGUUGGCCUGCAGGUGUCAUUGGGGACGGGGCGGCGGGGGGGCAUGAGGCGGGCUUCGCUCAGGAGCACGUGGGCUGCAACAGAAUCCAGCCCACGAACAUCGUCAUCAAUCCUCGCCUUGAAUAUCUCGUCCACGAACGCGAUCUGGGCGGUCGGGAGGUAG